Messenger RNA from Penicillium taxi, 1368 nucleotides. RefSeq lists its product as uncharacterized. The transcript is spliced from 2 exons. Bases 1 to 1368 code for a protein of 455 amino acids. Gene Ontology annotation, biological process: DNA replication. Lineage: Eukaryota; Fungi; Ascomycota; Eurotiomycetes; Eurotiales; Aspergillaceae. Gene Ontology annotation, molecular function: DNA binding. Gene Ontology annotation, cellular component: nuclear origin of replication recognition complex. The record is from RefSeq and is a predicted model, not a curated record.
AUGAAUAGCAGACCGGUCGAGCAAGCUUUGAAUACUUUGAUUCCAACUCAUGCCAAUGAUUUACCAGAAGAACUUGUUAGUCUGGCUACAAACCUCGUUGCUCAAUCCCGAAGCUUCACCAGCAGUCUAAAGCCAGAAGAGGAAAUCGCCCGGCUUUAUGCCUGCGCGGAGAUUGCUUGCAGAAGACUAAGUCGAGCUCUCAAACUUCCGCCACCACUCGGCCGCCCGCCAUGUCCUCCCCGCGUAUACAAGAAGCUCUACGCAUUCUUGGACCGGUCUCUUUCCGCCAGCUCAGCUGGGAUGAAGCGAUCAGCUAGCGUUUCUGGCUCCCCACAGACUACACCAACGAAGAGAUUAGAUGUUGGACGUAGCCCUUCGAAAGUCGCCCCUACGCCCCGAGGUCUCCAGAACACCCCUUCUAAAACUACACCGCUGAAGAGAAGCGUCAGUGUCGCCAACAAUCUAGGAUCACCAUCUAAGUCUGUCCGCAAAGCCAAAACAUCUCGACUCAAUGACACCUCUUCCUCGACAGUCAUUGCAGAUGCCCCGGCGUGGGUAAUGACAGCCAUCCGGACAGUCUGCAAAAUGCUUUCCACUCCCGCUCCCCGAACAAAUACCUGGUCUCGGCCUCCCAUAUCAAGGACUCUGCCACCUCAUAUAUUUUCCGGUGUAUCUUCUAUUCUUUAUCUCUCAUCUCGCAUGUCCAAUGAUGAAGAUGAGGACAACUACGAUGAAGAGACGAUGGACUUUUUAGAACCCAUUUUAUCAAACUCCAACACAGAAAAGGACGAAGAUUUCAAGGAGUUGGUAUUUGCCAUGGUCGUUGCCGUUUACUUCCUAGUGCUAGCCCGCCGACGAAACCCAGCCCCUUCAUCGGAUGGCGAGCAGGCGGAAGGCGCACAGAAGCUGGAUAAGAAGACAUUCACCGAAAUGCGACAGACAGCUCUGACUUGUCUUGGUCUCCCUGCAACCGAGAAAAGACAUCGCGACGACGUUGAUCAAUGGAUUUCCUUGGUCAUGGAACAAGGUUGGGCAGGUGGGCAAGAAUGGUUCGAGAACAUCCCGCUCGCUGGAGACUUGGAUGGUGAAGAUGACGAGGGAAGCUCGUACCGAAAUCUCGAUGAAGAAGAUGCCUCGUUUAGAGGCGUUCAAUUGCCCAAGAGGCAAGAUACUUCCAGAGAGUCGUAUUCUUCACGAAAUAAACGCGCUCCUCGUGAUUGUCUUCUGCCAGGCUUAGGGACUAUGAUGCAAGACCGAGUUGACUGGCUAAGUGAUGAUUACCGCGAGGAUUUUGCUGAGUGGAAAUUAGACAUCAUGGCCCGAAUUGGGGGUACGCAAAGCAAGACAGCCCGAGUUGCUGCACGAUGA